Molecule: messenger RNA, 3078 nt
Organism: Ochotona princeps (American pika)
Lineage: Eukaryota; Metazoa; Chordata; Mammalia; Lagomorpha; Ochotonidae
Gene: SLC9A8
Product: solute carrier family 9 member A8
Exons: 16
Coding region: 29-2020 (663 amino acids)
Biological process (GO): proton transmembrane transport; regulation of pH; sodium ion transport
Cellular component (GO): membrane; Golgi apparatus
Molecular function (GO): sodium:proton antiporter activity
Source: RefSeq, a predicted model, not a curated record
GUUUCUCCCGAAUCGCUCGCACCUUAAGAUGGGCCAAAGCCAGGAUUUCUGGGGAACACUCCAUCAUGUGGCCCCAGCCGGUCACUCGGCAGGGUCCUCCCACGCGCUUCCUCCCACCCUCAGGACAUGGAGACGAAGGGACAGAGGGUCACCCGCGCAGGGCGGAGGCCCCGCCCCCUGCUCGCCGGCCCGCCCGCGCCUCCAGCGGAAGCCGGAAGCAAAGCAGGUCCUGCUAGCCCCGCAGCUCCGAACUCGGUGGUCUUGGAGGCUCGUCAGGCUGGGGGAGAAGAUGGCGGAAGAGGAGUUCCCCAAUGCAACACACGAGGGUUUCAACGUCACCCUGCACAGCACCCUGGGUGUCACAACAAGACUGGUGCUGCCGACCCCCGCCAAGCCCAUCCUCCCAGUGCAGACUGGGGAGCAGGCUCAGCAGGAGGAGCAGUCGAGUGGCAUGACCAUUUUCUUCAGCCUGCUCGUCUUAGCGAUCUGUAUCAUACUGGUGCAUCUUCUCAUCAGGUACAGACUGCAUUUCUUGCCAGAGAGCGUUGCUGUUGUUUCUCUAGGUAUUCUUAUGGGAGCAGUUAUAAAAAUUAUAGAGUUUAAAAAACUGGCAAAUUGGAAGGAAGAAGAAAUGUUUCGUCCCAAUAUGUUUUUCCUCCUGUUACUGCCACCUAUCAUCUUUGAGUCUGGGUAUUCAUUGCACAAGGGUAACUUUUUUCAAAACAUUGGGUCCAUCACUCUGUUUGCUGUUUUUGGGACGGCGAUCUCCGCUUUUGUAGUAGGUGGAGGAAUUUAUUUCCUGGGUCAGGCUGAUGUAAUCUCUAAACUCAACAUGACAGACAGUUUUGCCUUUGGCUCCCUCAUAUCUGCGGUCGACCCGGUGGCUACCAUCGCUAUUUUCAACGCCUUGCACGUGGACCCUGUGCUCAACAUGCUGGUGUUCGGAGAGAGCAUCCUCAACGAUGCCGUCUCCAUUGUCCUGACCAACACAGCUGAAGGUUUAACAAGAAAAAAUAUGUCCGAUGUCAGUGGGUGGCAAACCUUUCUGCAAGCCCUUGGCUACUUCCUCAAAAUGUUCUUCGGCUCUGCGGCGCUGGGCAUCCUGACCGGCUUGAUUUCGGCAUUGGUGCUGAAGCACAUUGACCUGAGGAAGACGCCGUCCUUGGAGUUCGGCAUGAUGAUCAUUUUUGCGUACCUGCCAUACGGUCUCGCAGAAGGGAUCUCCCUCUCAGGCAUCAUGGCCAUCCUCUUCUCGGGCAUCGUGAUGUCGCACUACACACACCACAACCUCUCCCCGGUCACCCAGAUCCUCAUGCAGCAGACCCUGCGGACAGUGGCCUUCCUGUGCGAAACAUGCGUGUUUGCAUUUCUUGGCCUGUCCAUUUUUAGUUUCCCUCACAAGUUUGAAAUUUCCUUUGUCAUCUGGUGCAUAGUGCUUGUGCUGUUUGGCAGAGCUGUAAACAUCUUCCCACUUUCCUAUCUCCUGAAUUUCUUCCGUGAUCACAAAAUCACCCCAAAGAUGAUGUUCAUCAUGUGGUUCAGUGGCCUGCGGGGAGCCAUCCCCUAUGCCUUGAGCCUGCACCUGGACUUGGAGCCCAUGGAGAAGCGGCAGCUCAUCGGCACGACCACCAUCAUCAUUGUGCUCUUCACCAUCCUGCUGCUGGGUGGCAGCACCAUGCCCCUCAUCCGCCUGAUGGACAUCGAGGACGCCAAGGCGCGCCGCAGGAGCAAGAAGGACGUGAACCUCAGCAAGACGGAGAAGAUGGGCAACACCAUCGAGUCGGAGCACUUGUCAGAGCUCACCGAGGAGGAGUAUGAAGCCCACUACAUCAAGCGGCAGGACCUCAAGGGCUUCCUGUGGCUGGAUGCCAAGUACCUGAACCCCUUCUUCACACGGAGGUUGACACAGGAGGACCUCCACCACGGGCGCAUCCAGAUGAAAACACUUACCAACAAGUGGUACGAGGAGGUGCGCCAGGGUCCCUCGGGCUCCGAGGAUGACGAGCAGGAGCUGCUGUGACGGUGCCAAGGCUGCCCGAGGUACCCACGGUGCCCUCAGAGGUGCAUGCACCAGGCACCCUCUGAGGAGAUGAGAUGGCAAGUGACGUCAGGGCCCUGGAGCCUUCUGAACUUGGACCUUUCUAGGCCUUUGGAGCCAACCAGCCUCUUUGGAAAUGUGCAUCCUCUGCCCAGGGAGCCAGGCAGAGUGGCUGCCCAUGGCAUGGAACCAGGGAAGCAGCUGCCGGCCAGAGAGAGGAGCAGCCUGCUGGGGAGCCUGUUGAGAGCUGUGCCCUGGAUGGAUGUCGAGGCAACGCAGGCCUGGCUGAGGUCAGCCGCAGCUGCAAGCCCUUGUCCUGGAGUGAGGGACAGCUGCUAUUGCCUGGAGUCAUCCCGGAGCCUGGGCCUCAGCGGCAGAACCCAGGAAGGCCUCCCUGUCCACCCUGGGGGAGCCACCCUGUACCCCGCAUGCCCAUGUGCAACCGUGGAGUCCUUCAGGGGAAGGCCAGCCUAUUCUGUAAGGUCUGAGUGCCUGAGAGAGAGAGGGAGAGAGAGAGAGAAAGAGAGAGAAACGAGAGGGCAUGGACUGAGCUGGCAGCCAGGGCUGCCCUGAUAUGGUUGGAAUUCAGGCAUUUUAUGAAGCAGGGAGAGCCUGCUCCUCGCUAGUCCCCUUCCUGCAUGGUCCUGCCCAUUCCACUAGGACCCUUCCCCGCUCCAAGUUCCCUGCAGUCUUGUUCCGUUGGUCCCUGAGCUGGGACCCUGGGGGUCAGGCAAGUGUGCUGUUGUGUGUACACAUACACACUUGUAUACACACACAGCCCCCUGCCAGUCAUGUGCUAGUGAAAUGAGGGCCACCUACAUCCUCUUGUGCCGUUCUCUGGGCCUCUGACCUUGCCUGCCUGGGCCACUGGAGCCUUGGGACCUGUAGGACCAGGCCAUGCUAAUUCCUGUCUGUCCCACCUCCAACCCUGGGGCUCUGGGUGUCAGGAAUGGCUCAGCUCAGGACUGGCCCUGAGGGCUUAGGCUCCGCGCCCCACACCCUCCCAGUUAACCAGAAGUAAACUUGGACUUGAGAGGUUU